AGCUCUCGUAUGGUAUGUAAAACUCUGUGAAUCGGCUACAUUUAAAAGUAGUAACGUACAUGUCGUGUUUAUCUCGGCGCGCAACGACUACAAAGCUAACGUUGUUAGCUUAUUCAAACCUAGCAACAGAAACCGUUUUCUCUCUCCAGACGAUGAGCUCGUGAAUCAACGAUGACUUGCUAUAUUUGUGUUCUCGUGAUUUUUACGAACAUAAACACUUUAAAGAAUACGCUGUGAAUAAACUGAAUGUUUCUGGAGGUUUUAUAGACCGCUACAAUUGAGUAACCACAAGAGGCCGUGGCGUUUAUAAGAACGUCUGAGGAGAAAUCUUGCUUUCUUGUGUGUAACACAUUGGCAAAGAUGGUGAAGAUCUUCAUUGGGAACCUGCCUCCACAAGCAGAAGCAGAAGAAAUAAAGUCUCUGUUUACUAAAUAUGGAACCGUCACUGAAUGCGCCAUUAUCAAGAACUUUGCCUUCGUCCACAUGGACGAUCGCAAAAGUGCUACAAAGGCGAUCCGAAACCUUCAUUUAUACAAGUUGCAUGGAACGGCCAUCAACGUCGAAGCGAGUCGGAGCAAAAACCAGGGCCCUGUGAAGCUUCAUGUUGCCAAUGUGGAGAAAGGAGCAGAUGACGAGCUCAGAGCGCUGUUUGAAGAGUACGGCACAGUUGCUGAAUGCGCAAUCAUUAAGAACUUUGCCUUUGUACACAUGAGCAAUUCCGAUGAGGCCAUGGAUGCUAUCAAGGGGUUGGACAAUGCUGAAUUCCAAGGCAAACGAAUUCAUGUACAGAUUUCAAAGAGUCGACCAAGAGGCGAGGAGGAAGACUAUGGCCCCCCAGACAGUGGAUACUGGCCACCCCGUUUCCCUGGUGACCGCCCUGAGCCCCCUGGUUAUCCUAGGGGUCGCUUUGGGUAUCCCCCCGGUCCCCCUCCUCCUCCACCACCCAUGCCCCCCAGGCGCCCCCCAUACCCAGAGCGUGCAGCGCCGGCAUACGAGCGCGAACGUGGUGUGGUCGACUAUUACGAGAAGUACCGCGCUCGCCCUUACGGCGUCUCCUCAUAUGAGGACCGGCGUCUGGGUGCCAUCCCCCCUCCCCCUCCGCCCCCGUCAUCCAGCAUUAUGAGAGAACGAUUGGCUGGCAAUGGCCUCGACCCCUAUGAGCGACGCCCCCUUCCACCCCCGCCAUCCUCGUACUACGCACGAGACCGCAGUCCCAUCAGACGUGUUCCUCCUCCCCCUCAGGCACCCGCUGGGAAUGGUUACUCAUACGAGCGAUCUCGUCUCUCCCCUCUCUCCAUGUCUCGGACCCCGAUGUACAGCGUGCCUCGGGCCAGAGACCCCUAUGCUGGCAGGGCGGCACCGCCUCCACCACCUCCGCGCUACUCGUAUUAAAGUGCACCACUGCGCUUUUGUAAUCCAAGGUGUAAAUUAUUCAACAAGAUCGUCGUCGUCGUCUCCAGAUGCACGUGCCGCGAUACGUCUUUGUCUGCCAGAGCGCGUUUCGUUCGCCUGCGCACCAUAGUGGAAGAGUUCUGUUGCGGACUUCACAUUCUAUAAAACUACCGCUUUUACACGCAUAAAAUCGUCCUCAUGUUAAUUUGUCAACUCUGCUUUAUUUUAUUUUUUUGCCUUGUUUUUAUUGUUUAACAUUUGAUAGGUGAGAGAGGCACUAAGCCAGAGCAUGUCAGGAAGCUUAACUUGGGGGUUUGGUAAAGACUAUGAAAGGAACGCAUAUAAAAAUUAAUUCAGAGAACACUUCAAUGUAUCUCAUUCUACAUUCUUACCUUAAAAAUCUGAAAUGAGCAUAUCGUUUGUCAUUAAACUACUGUAACAAGCGCUAUUCCAUAACUUUGAUUUUGAACCCAAAAUUCAUUUGUGUAAAGCUAUUUUUCUCUCUCUUAUUUUCCCCCCUCUCUAAGCUAUUUGUUAAAGUGCGGCAUGCAAGUAAGAAUACAAUCUCCGCAACAAUAAAACCUUUCCAUCUACUGGCUUUAUUAAAAUUGUGCUGUAGUGUGGAUUUUAAUUGCAGAGUAUCGGAGUUAAAGGACUUUGUAUCAUUUUUCUUUCAUAGGAACACUUGAAAGUUUAAAUAAAAGUCUGGAACAUGGUCCGUCGUUUUGCUUUUCUUGCCAACAUGGUCCGUCGUUUUGCUUUUCUUGCCAACCUUUUAAACUCAACAUGCCUAAAUAGGCAUAAAAGUAACUAUAUAUUUUAUACAUGUAUUCAAAUUAAAACCCAUAACGUCAUGCUUCCUAGUUUAAGAGUUAAAUGGAGAAUGGAACUGCUUCUGCGGCGAAAUGAAAGCGAUUUUUCCAUCACUUCGUCUUUAAGGCUAUUCUUAUGCCCUAAGCCAUUGGCGUCUUAAUAUUCUGGUUUUUGAUUCAUUAAGCCAAUUGACUUCCCAGUGUUUUUGUUAACCAAUCAGUGGUCCUUUUUAAGUUUGAUUAUGCCAGGUAAGUCACUUUAUGCAAUUAGUUUCUUUACCACUCAGCAUGCCUUUCACUACUUAAUUAUUUCAAGGUAUAGCUUUAAUACACCGACUGAUGUGUGUCUCAAUGAAAUGUAUUUGGGUCAAAUGUUUUCCUCAUGCAAGUGAUGUACUUUAGGAUGAGCUCAUGCCUGAGGGUAAGUUUUAGGUUAAUUUAUGACCACCCCCCCAAUCUCUUAUUUCUGUCUUUUAUUUUACAAUAAAAUGUGCAGUUAUGGCUGUUUGUUCAUUUACUUGUGGGACACCAAAUGCAUGUGCUGCUUCUGGCAUUGAUCUAAGCAUUAAAAGUUUUAUUUUCCAUUUAAGGUGAAUGCACGUUCAAUAAACGAAUAAAACUUUACCCCCCUCCUA
Molecule: messenger RNA, 2839 nt
Organism: Carassius auratus (goldfish)
Lineage: Eukaryota; Metazoa; Chordata; Actinopteri; Cypriniformes; Cyprinidae
Product: RNA-binding protein 4.1-like
Exons: 4
Coding region: 361-1392 (343 amino acids)
Cellular component (GO): nucleus
Molecular function (GO): mRNA binding
Source: RefSeq, a predicted model, not a curated record